AUGAAGACCCCUCCGCCCGUCGAGGUCAACGACAAGACGUUCAUCCUCAACGCACCGGGGCUGACGUACAUCUUCCAUGUGGACGACAAGGGCGACCUCAAGCUCGACCACUAUGGCGCGCCGACACCGAGGGCGCGCAAGACCGACCCCGACACGGACUGCUGGAUGCCCGAUGGCAUUCGGCGCGAGUUUCCAGAUGCCGGGCGAGGCGACAUGCGUCUGCCGGUGCUUCAUUUGAUGCACAACGCGGGCCACACGGUCUCGCGUUUUGUGUAUGAGCGCCACGAGGUGUUGCCAGGCAAACCUAGUCUCGAGGGCUUGCCGUCGACUUUUGGCGGGGCCGACGACGUGACGACGCUGCGGGUGCAGCUUGUCGACUUGCGCAGCGGCGUCCAAGUCGUCCUCUCCUACUCCGUCUUCCAUCGCCUGCCGGUCAUCACCCGCAGUUACACAGUCACGAACAGUGGCAAGGAAGCCGUCACGAUCCUCCGCGCCGCAUCGGUCGGCAUAGACCUGCCGUCGGCAGAGUACGACCUCGUUCACCAUCACGGCCAUUGGAGCCGCGAGUGCCAGGUCGUGCGACGCAAUGUCGACCAUGGAAUCCAAGGAUUCCAGAGUCUCACAGGCUACUCGUCGGCAUACUAUAACCCUUUCCUCGCCCUCACGCAGCCCACGACCACUGAGACCACGGGCAACGUCUGGGGCUUCAACCUCGUCUACUCUGGGUCCUUCUCUGCCGAGGUGGAGAAGUCACAGCUGGGAUUCACGCGCGUCCUGCUGGGACUCAACCCGCUGCACCUCCACUGGCCCCUUGCCCCCGGCGAGACCUUUACCACGCCGGAAUGCGUCUCCGUGUUCUCUUCGUCUGGACUCGGCGGCAUGACUCGCACUUUCCACCGGCUGUACCGCCAGCACCUGUCACGCAGCCGCUUCACAAUGGAACCACGACCUGCGCUCCUCAACCACUUUGAAGCCACGCACUUUGAGUUCAACGAGGACACGCUCUACCCCAUCGCGCACAAGGCAGCCGAGAUGGGCUUCAAGCUGUUUGUCAUGGACGACGGGUGGUUUGGGGACAAGUACCCCCGUGUCACCGACAACGCUGGCCUCGGUGACUGGGUCGCCAACCCGAGGCGUUUCCAACGAGGCCUCGCUCCGUUCGCCGAGAAGAUUACCGCGCUGCCCAUCGCUGGGUCGCAGACCGACAACGUCAAUUUUGGCAUCUGGGUCGAGCCCGAGAUGGUCAACCCGCAGUCCGAGCUCUACAAGCAGCAUCCCGAAUGGGCACUCCACGCGGCAGACCACGACCGGACCGAGGCUCGCCACCAGCUGGUCCUCAACUUGGGCCUGACUGUGGUUCAAGACUACCUCAUCGAGGCGAUCGACACACUGCUCAAAAGCGCCAACAUCUCCUACGUCAAGUGGGACAACAACCGCGGCAUCCACGAACUCUCCCGCCCGUCUGAUGCGCACCGGUACAUCCUCGGCCUGUACCGCGUCAUUGACGUCUUGACCACCCGCCAUCCAGACGUGCUAUGGGAGGGUUGCGCGUCAGGCGGCGGCCGGUUCGAUGCCGGCCUGCUCCACUACUGGCCGCAGCACUGGACUUCGGACAACACGGACGGACGAGACCGCCUCUACAUUCAGUGGGGCACUUCGCUGGUGUACCCUGCAUCGACGAUGGGCUGCCACGUGUCCGAGGUGCCGAGCCAGCAAGCAGACCGCACCACGCCGUUCGAGUUCCGCGCACAUGUUGCAAUGAUGGGCGGGGGCUUUGGCUUUGAGCUCGACAUCAACAAGCUCAGUGAGGAGGAGCAGGCGCUUAUCCCUGGUAUUAUCAAGCUCAGUGAGGAGAUUGCCCCGUUGAUUGUGCAGGGGGACAUGUACCGCCUCGCCAGUCCGUGGGACUCGAACUGGCCCGCCGUGCAGUUCAUCUCCGAGGACGGCCGCGAGGCAGUGGUCUUCCUGUACCAGAUCCGCGACGGUCUCAUGCGCGAUGAGCGUGAGCCGACGCGACUGCACGGGCUGGUCCCCGGCGCCGAGUACGACGUCAACGGCGAGGUGUACACCGGCGCCGAGCUCAUGAACGUGGGGAUUACCGAGAACCUCAUUGGUGGGGAUUAUCGUAGUAGGGUGUUCCGUAUCAGGCGUAGUGUGUAG
Vanrija pseudolonga is the source of this 2160-nucleotide messenger RNA. Its product is annotated as Alpha-galactosidase C. Lineage: Eukaryota; Fungi; Basidiomycota; Tremellomycetes; Trichosporonales; Trichosporonaceae. Gene Ontology annotation, biological process: carbohydrate catabolic process. The record is from RefSeq and is a predicted model, not a curated record. Gene Ontology annotation, molecular function: alpha-galactosidase activity. The transcript has 2 exons. The coding region runs from base 1 to 2160 and encodes 719 amino acids.